UUUACGGCUGCUCGUUCAUUUGUUUUCUCCAUUCGUUGAGUUGUACAAUGGGAAAACACGAGACAAUCAAUUCUCAUCCUCUCGAUAAACAUGACCUGUUGUAGGAGUGUGUAAUGUUCUUUAUUAUUUCUUUAGCGACUACACCACCAGAAAACACUACAACACAGUAUGUCCCGCGGAUGUACCCGUUCGGCUCCUCCGAGGGAGACGCGCUGAACCCCCGCUCGGACGACGGGAGCUCCCGGGAGAUGCUCCUCUCCGCGGGGUUCCCGUUUUUCGGAACCACUCACAGGCGAUUAUUCGUGAACAACAACGGUUUCCUCACCUUCAAGAAGGACUGGUCCUACUACGUCCCUCUGCGUUUCCCCGCCCGCUCCGGCGAGGACAUCAUCGCUGGCCUGUGGACGGACAUCGACAACAGAAACCAGGGGACGAUCUCGUACCGCGAGGUCACCGAAGGGGACGUUCUUCUCCAGAUCUCGCAGGACCUGAGCUACUACUUCUCUCUCCCCAGCUUCAAUGCCAGCUGGGCUUUCGUUGCCACCUGGGACAGAGUGGGCCACUUCCCGGUCAGCUCAGCGGAAUCCACAUUCCAGAUUGUCCUUGUGUCAAAUGGGAAUCUCGGCUUCAUUCUCUUCAACUACGACAACAUCGCCCCUCUCCGAGGAAGUGUAGAGGUAAGGUGA
Messenger RNA from Lepisosteus oculatus (spotted gar), 686 nucleotides. NCBI's taxonomy places the organism in Eukaryota, Metazoa, Chordata, Actinopteri, Semionotiformes, Lepisosteidae. The record is from RefSeq and is a predicted model, not a curated record.